Molecule: messenger RNA, 414 nt
Organism: Penicillium hordei
Lineage: Eukaryota; Fungi; Ascomycota; Eurotiomycetes; Eurotiales; Aspergillaceae
Exons: 2
Coding region: 1-414 (137 amino acids)
Source: RefSeq, a predicted model, not a curated record
AUGAGUUUGCCCAACAGCGACGAGAUCCUCCAGCAAAACCUUGAUCCUGUUGAACACGGGGUUGUGGAGGAGUUGAAAACCUGGCUGGAUGCGAAUUUACACGCGGAAUGGAAGCAGUCUCCUCGGUUCAAACUUGUAGAGCAAUGUUCGGAAAUUAAAUUACGGGAAAUUCUCCAGCAGCUCGCGCAGAACUCCAGCGUCGCUCUUUUUCGGUCAUCACACUCAGGCUGGGAGCUGAAAGAAGGAGAACUCAUUCCCAUAUCUCACAGUCAAGACUGUACUAUUAGAUACGAAGACCGAACGUAUCCUCUAGCAAAUGGAACAAAGAUGUGCAUAUCAAAGAAAGUUCGGGUGGGGAUUCCUGAGGGAAAUAUUUUGUAUCUAGUAUGGAAGGUUAAGAACUCGAGUCGCUGA